This is a messenger RNA of Gymnogyps californianus (California condor), 3935 nucleotides long. It is a transcript of the gene EGFL7, whose product is annotated as EGF like domain multiple 7. Bases 240 to 1181 code for a protein of 313 amino acids. Gene Ontology annotation, molecular function: signaling receptor binding; calcium ion binding. The record is from RefSeq and is a predicted model, not a curated record. The transcript is spliced from 9 exons. Lineage: Eukaryota; Metazoa; Chordata; Aves; Accipitriformes; Cathartidae. Gene Ontology annotation, biological process: anatomical structure development. Gene Ontology annotation, cellular component: extracellular region; cell surface.
GCCAUCGGGGAGCACGGCGGCGGGGCUGGUCCCGGCGCAGCGGGGGACGGCAGGGCACCGCAGUAAGAAACCGAGAUGCUCCUUAAGGAAAGGAUGCCUGCCCAGGACAAAUGAUGGAGCACCGUGGAUAAGGGUUCCCCACUGAAGGGCGAGACAUGCGGUAGGAGCCAGCGCUUCCCACCAAAGAGCGAGGACUCGGUCGUGCCGCACAGCCCGGGGCGCCGUGGGAGGGACAGGACAUGCACCGCAUCGGCUGCCUCCUCUUGGGACUCCUCUUCAUCCUCAGCGUGACCAGCACAGAUGGCUUUGCCCGGGCAGGCCGCAGAGUCUGUGCCACGACGCCGCAGAGCCGGGCAGCCACCUACACCGAGUCCCAUGUCCAGCCCGUCUACCAGCCCUACCUCACCACCUGCCAGGGCCACCGCCUCUGCAGCACCUACAGGACCAUCUACAGGGUUGCCUACCGGCAGGCGUACAGGCAGCUGCCCCAGCCCGCAGCCUCGUGCUGUCCCGGCUGGAGCAGAGCUAACAACCAUGCGCUCAGCUGCAACAGAGCUCUCUGCUGGGUGCCGUGCCAGAACGGUGGGAGCUGCGCCUUCCCCGGCAGAUGCGCCUGCCUGCCCGGCUGGACGGGGCGAGCCUGCCAGACAGACGUGGAUGAGUGUGCCGGCCAGAGCCACGGGUGCGGUCAGCUCUGCAUCAACACAGCCGGGAGCUACCGCUGUGCCUGCCAGGACGGCUUCGGCCUCGCUGCCGACGACAAGGCGUGCCAGCCCCUGGUCUCACUGCCUGAGCCAGAAACCUUCAGCCAAGCAGGUCCCCCCAGUGAAAUGAAGGAAGAAAUGAAAGACCUGAAGAGCAGAGUGGAAGCGCUGGAGCAGAAACUCCAGUUGGUGCUGGCCCCCUUCCACAACCUCAUGCCAUCUGCCCCGGAGGACGUCGGCGCAGACCCCAUCAGCCGGCUGUCCCACUCCCUCCAGCAACUGGACAGAAUCGACUCCCUGAGCGAGCAGAUCUCUUUCCUUGAGGAGCGGCUGGAGACGUGUAAGUGCCUGGAAAAAGCAGGGUUGAAGUAUUUCAUUCCACCCACACUGGCCACGGUGAGCAGAUGCGGGCCAGCGAGAUCAGUAACACAUAUGCCACUAUUAAUCUAUAACUCCCUCAAGCUCAGCAGCCUGUAAUUAAUAAAAGAUGAACACAAGCAGCCCAUUAGCUUCAUUUCAAAGCUGUUUCUAUGGCUGCACCAUCUGACUGCCCUUGUAGCAGCCAAAAAUCAUAAGAAGAUCGGCACAUGGAAACGUGGCUCUGGGGCAGAAUCAGCGGGAGCCCACUAUGAGCAGUGGGUCACGUCUCGCCAACAGCAUCCUCGCCGGCUGUGUUCCCUUCCUGUACCAUUGUAACUUAGUCCUUAGAAAAGAAACUCCAGCUCUUAGGAAAUUAACAGUCCAAAAAGUCAAUCAGGAAAGUUUAGGGAGCGUGCAGAAGUUGGCAGAUUUACGAGCCUGGGAAGUUUUAGGCAUUUCUUUUUGAAGUCUACAGACCAGUCCUUUGCCAAGCAGUGGACCAGAGAGGGUCUCCUAAGUAGCAAACGCUGAAGAAGAGUCACUGGUGAGAGCUGUCAUGUGUGAAAGGGCCGAAGGCGGGGGGUCCUGCCUGGUGCGCUCCCCCGCGGCGCCGCAGAGUGGGGCAGCAUCCCCUCGGGUCCCCGAGGUGUGCGCGCUGCUCUCCCUGGAGCACUGCAGCUUGACUCAGAGUAGAGCACAAACCAUACGAAGACUUUAUUUUGAUAGGCAGCUCUUUGCAGCUCGCUUUCCCAUCAAAUAAUUCCAGUCAAACAGGCCCAGAAACUAGGCAUGGCUGGGCUGGCUCAGGAGCUGGUGUGCAGCAGCAGCCUGGUGCUCAUGGCAGAGGGGUGAGGGUGCUUGGAAAGACUUAAGGGGAAACUUUGUUUCAGGGCCUAUCCAGUCCCAGUUCACUGCUUGCAGUAAUGGCUUAGAUAUAAAAGACUUCAAAGAACUUGUUUGAAGACUAAGUAGCUGCAAAUAGACACUUAAAAAACAUCUCGGAAAGGGGUAAUCAUCAGAACCACUGAGUGUUCCAGCAGAACGAGUUUCCUAAUAUUGCCCUGUACAUAUUAUUAGCGACAGCACCGAGGAAUGUGAGCAGUAUCACAAGGUAACAUGGAUUUAUUCCAAGGGAUGACUCCAAAGUCCCGAAAUUAACUUCUGCCAAGCCCGUUCUGGCAAGCAAAACUUGUUUUUGUCCCUCUCAUGGUCUUGAAAGUUCCUGGAGGGGACAAGACUGUCCUUUCGUACUCCAGCAAGCGCUGGGGCUUGCAGGGCAUCCCAUGGAGAGUUAAGUAGCCAUCCAUUUUCUGUGCCUUGUGAAGCGUUUCACAACUGAAUGCUAAGAUACAACUGCACCCUCCAAUUAUCUGCCCAGUGGGGAUGUGUGUAAGGACUAAAAAUCAUUUUCUCGUCUUUAAACCACCAGUGAAGGCACAAGAUCACAUCUCUUUAAGCCAUAACCAUUUUAGCGCCUGUAAGUCUGAAUUACCCCCAGUUCAGCACAGGCUGUGUCGAUGCUCGGCUGUGACGCUUACAGCCAGUUAGCAGCAAGACAGGCUCAUGACUGCACGUGGCUGUGCCGCAGUCACCCCGUGCGGUCCCUUCCCCAGCCCACGGAGCUCCCUGGGCGCUGGGGACUUUGGUGACCCACAGCGCCUGCUUCCAGUUACUGUCACACCGAGCCACCAGCUGUGUCUGCGGUGGGGACAGGCUGCUCCCAGCCUCCCGUCCCCGGGGCAGCCAGCAUUAUUGUCACUGGCUCUCCCCCCUGCCUUGGGACGCUUUGCACAGGACUUCCCAGGCCCAGGCGAGGCCUGGGGCAUGCCGGGGAGGCAAGAGUGACGUUCCCAAAGGCGGCACGACAGAGCCAGCCUGGGGUUGUUUGGCAAAGGAAAAGGAGCAAGUGUGGGUGACAUUCACAGAGGUUGAGGUCAACCUCAUCCUUCUUGGGGAGAGACAAACUAAACCCAGGCUAACAACAUUGCUGGAUUGUUGGGUUUUCUUUUUUUUUUUUCCAUCUUCCCAGGUUCCUGCAAGAAUGAACUCUAGCUGAGCGAGGACCUGGAGCAAGCCGAGUGCAUCCACAGCUCUUAUCUCACUCUCCAGGCCCAGGCUGGGGACAAAGCCACAUCAUCUACAGGAAGGCACAGGGUAGCAGGAGAAGGCUGGUUUCCCAUCAGCAUCUCCACCAUUUUCUCUUCCAACUCACCUUAUCAAAGGUCACGCAGUUACUUCCAAACUGGACUCUGAGCCCUCAGCAUCUCACCCCCUUCCUGCCGGAGAGGCAGAAAAUAAAUGCCUUACCUCAUGCCAUUAGUGCCUGUCUGGCUGUGCCAGAGAGACUGGCUGUAUGUGAAGCCGUGUGGUGCUUAGCUUUGCCUGGCUUUUACUCAGCAUCACCCUGGGACAUCAUCUCCCAGGGAGCAGGGGGCACAGGGGUGGUUGUGCUGCCUGCCCAGCGGAGCACAGACCUGGCCUGGGCAGGACAGGUGCCCCCCACCCAUGCUCCCACCCAAAGAAGGUGGGGGACAAGUCCUGCGUUUGGAGGACUACGGCCAAAAAGGACUUGUGGCAGAGGGGGCAGCCCCAAGCCAGGCAUCACGGCAGGGGAUGGGUGCAACUGGUCCCUGCAAAGGUACUCCGCUGGCUGGGUCCAGGGAGCGGGUGCCCAUCCCUGCAGCUUCUGUUCUGCUCUCUGGGACCAGCCUCCCUCCACGAGCGCUGGAGGUGGGCUGGUGCCUCACUGCUUCUUAGCAUGGCAGCUGCAGCAGCUUCCUCUGAGUUUACCUGCUCCUGCUCGCCGACCUCUGCACCAGCCCUGGGCCCUACAGAGCAGUAACAAGGAUGAUGCUUUUACCUGGGCCGGAA